GGCGCUGGGGGCGGCUGCCAGGAGGUGCCGGCGGGCCCCCCAGGAAACCCCGCACGCAGCCCGAGGCGUAUUAGACGGGCCCCAGGUGGCAGCCAUGGCGGAGUUGGCACCUGCUCGGCACAGGAGGAAGCACCGCUCCAGCCCUCUGUCUUCUUCCACGCCACCCCUGCAAGCACUGGAGAAAAGCCCCUACCUGGAGACCACAGAGAUCUCGCUCUGGACUGUGGUGGCCGCCAUCCAGGCCAUGGAGAAGAAGGUGGAGUCCCAGGCCACCCGCCUGCUGACUCUGGAGGGGCGGACGGGGACAGCCGAGAAGAAGCUGGCUGACUGCCAGAAGACGGCCGUGGAGCUCGGGAACCAGCUGGAGGGCAAGUGGGCCGUGCUGGGGACCCUGCUGCAGGAGUACGGGCUGCUGCAGAGGCGGCUGGAGAACGUGGAGAACCUGCUGAGGAACAGGAACUUCUGGGUCCUGCGGCUGCCCCCGGGCAGCAACGGGGAAGUUCCCAAGGUGUCCAGGUCACUUGAAAAUGACGGCAUCUGCUUUUCGGAGCAGGAGUGGGAGAACCUGGAGGACUGGCAGAAGGAGCUCUACGCCAACGUGAUGAAGAGCAACUAUGAGACUCUGGUCUCUCUGAAGGUGCUUGGCCAGCCCGAAGGAGAAAUGGAGUUGGGUGCAGAGAUGCCGGGUGACUUGGAGGAGGAAGAGUCUCGUGGUGUCCACCCAGCGGAGGAGGUCGUGGCCAAGCAGGAGACCCGGUACACGCAGGACAGCUCUGCGGACCUUCCCAGAAAGUGCUUGGGCUUUGCCGACGAGCAGGCUCUCCGGAGCCCGGAGCAGGCUGAGCUCUGGGAUGGGCAGGGCAGUUCCAUCCUCUUGGAGUCAGGUCCCGGGGACACUCGUCUGCAGGAGCCCACCGAGGAUGGGAGAGACCCUGGCAGUGGCAGAACUCUGGGCUGCACCCCGAAGCGCAAGUGUCACAAGCAGCUGCAGCCGGGUCGGGAGUGUGGGCAAGGCCUGCAGCUGAGAAGGGACAGCGCUGGGCCCUGCGGAUGUCCCGAGUGCGAGACCCCACACCAGCAGACGCCCUCGGAGCCAGAGGCGAGCCCCCGGCCCCGGCCCCAGCUUAAGCCGCCGGCCCGGAAGGCGCAGCCGCUCCAGUGCGAUGCGUGCUCGAGGCGCUUCCGCUGCCGGAUGAGUCUGCUGACCCACCAGCGCUGCCACCUGCAGGCCGCCGCCCGGGCCGGCCGCCCGGCCCAGGAGCGGUUCUCACCCAACAGCCUGGUCGCCCUGCCCGGCCACAUCCCCUGGAAGAGGAGCCGGGGCUCCCUCCUCUGCGGUUACUGCGGCAAGAACUUCAGCCACCCGUCAGACCUGGUGCGGCACCAGCGCAUCCACACGGGCGAGCGGCCCUACAGCUGCCCCGAGUGCGAGAAGAGCUUUGUGCAGAAGCAGCACCUCCUGCAGCACCAGAAGGUCCACCAGCGGGAGCGGGGCGGGCCCGCCCUGCAGCCCGCCAGGCCCAGCGGCCUGCUCUAGGGAUGCCAGCCCCUCGCCCAGUGGAGGGGGGUGGGGGGAGCUGGCACUGUCCCCCAAAAGACACUGCAGAGUCGGGCACUGACUUCUUCCUGAGGGGGCUCUCUUUAGUUUGCUUUUGUGACUGGGUGCCAGGCCGAGCCCAGAGGCUGUCCUGAAAUCCAGGGGAGGCGGGGAGCCUGGGCCAGGCCUCUCCUGCUGUCUCUGGUUUUCCCGUUGGAGCCAAAAGUCUCAGGCUGGGGGUGGCUGUCUGACCCUGCCGGGCCGGUGACCUCCCCCAGCCUCUGGGUCUUCCCAGGGAUUGAGUUGGACCAGAGGAGUGAGCAGGCAUGUGGGAGCACAGCCCUGUGGGUCCUCCUCUUCUGUGGUCUGAUUCCUGACAAGUAGAGGAGGUAAUUAAAGGGAACUGCUUAUCCUGCUCUGAAGAACCUUU
This is a messenger RNA of Budorcas taxicolor (takin), 1967 nucleotides long. It is a transcript of the gene ZNF212, whose product is annotated as zinc finger protein 212. Bases 95 to 1537 code for a protein of 480 amino acids. NCBI's taxonomy places the organism in Eukaryota, Metazoa, Chordata, Mammalia, Artiodactyla, Bovidae. The record is from RefSeq and is a predicted model, not a curated record. Gene Ontology annotation, biological process: regulation of DNA-templated transcription. The transcript is spliced from 5 exons.